UAUACCAUAUUUUUCAUUAUGUUGUUACUUCUCUACACAUCUCUCACUUCUCACUGUGUAACACAGAAAAACUCUGUUUUUUCUCGCUUUCCCAAAAACUAUGUCUUCUCUGUAAUCAAAUCCCUUCUUCCACUCAUAAACCUUCAACAACUCUUUGUAUAAUCAGAAAUUUCUUCAUUAAUGGGUUCAUCAAAGUCAGAUCUGAGGUCAACGAUCUACCCAGAACCUGUUGACCAUUUCGACCAGUUACCGGAUCCAGUUCUUCUCUUAGUUUUCAACAAGAUCGGUGAUGUUAAAACACUUGGAAGAUGUUGUGGAGUUUGUAAGAGGUUUCAUUCACUUGUUCCUCAAGUUGACAACGUUGUUGUUCGUGUUGAUUGUGUUAUCUCUGACGAUGAUUCAUCGUCGUCUUCUACAUCUUCUGGUGGAUCAUCUGAUAAGUCGCGACACCCGAUUUCUUCUCUUUUUCGUUUUGUAUUUCUUGGUUUGGUUAAACCCUUUCAAUCCCUUUCUCAUUUGAUCUCGAUUUCUUCGAGGCGAUGCACUGCUUCGUCGUCGUCUCUUGUUGAUGAUGAUUUUGAGCAAAAUUCUGUUACCCAUCACUCCCCUACACAGGUUUUGAAGAAUUUUGAUGAAAUUAAGAUGCUUAGGAUUGAAUUGCCUAGUGGUGAAUUGGGUAUUGAUGAUGGUGCUUUGCUAAAGUGGAGAGCUGAUUUUGGUUCUACUCUCGAUGAUUGCGUUAUUCUUGGGGCGGCGUCGGUGAUUCAACCGGUAAGUAGUGUUAGCAGCACCAAUUUGGUCGAGGAACAAUGUGGAAAUGGAAGUAACUGUAACAGUUCGGGUGACGGUAGUGGAGCAACGGAUAAUGGGAGCAUACCCGAGUCGUUUUAUACAAAUGGAGGUUUGAAGUUGCGUGUUGUGUGGACGAUUAGUUCUUUGAUAGCAGCUUCUGCAAGGCAUUAUCUGUUGCAGCCAAUUAUAGCAGAGCAUAGGAAGCUUGAAAAUUUGGUUUUGACGGAUGUUGAUGGGCAAGGAGUGUUGUGCAUGAAUAGGGAGCAGCUGGAGGAGUUGAGGGUGAAGCCUCUUUCAGCUUCAUCGGCCUCGAAAAGGACCAUGGUGCCAGCACUGAACAUGAGGUUGUGGUAUGCCCCACAUCUAGAGUUGCCUGAUGGCACAGUGCUUAAAGGGGCGACAUUGGUAGCAAUUAGGCCUAGUGAGCAACCUAAGAAAGAGGUGGUUGGGACAGAUGGGAAUUGGGUGGCAGCAGCAUUUGAGGAGCCCUAUGGAGCGGCUGCAAGGAUGUUGAUUAAGAGGAGGACUUAUUGUUUGGAGAUGAACUCGUUCUGAACAGACUUGAAGUGGUUAGGGAGUUUCUUGGAUUGAUGACUGAGGGAGAACUAAGAAAGGUGGAUUAACUCAUGCUGAAAGGAGUGGAAAAGAGAAUUUUGCUUAGAGCUAGCUCACCCUGAGUUGUUCGAUCAAGCCAGUCUUGCACGAUGAUAAGCAUCUGCUUAUGCUUUUUAAGAAAGCACAAAGUGCUUCCGGCUCACGUUACAGGAGUUUGUGCCUUUUGACUUUAUAGUGACACACAUCUGAUAGUUACUCUUUCUGUAAAUAUUGUAGUUACUGAUAUCAUGUCAUUUCAUGUACCUUUUAUGGUUUCAUUGAGCAAUAAAAUGUGCAUUUUGCUA
Capsicum annuum is the source of this 1691-nucleotide messenger RNA. Its product is annotated as F-box protein At4g18380. NCBI's taxonomy places the organism in Eukaryota, Viridiplantae, Streptophyta, Magnoliopsida, Solanales, Solanaceae. The record is from RefSeq and is a predicted model, not a curated record. The transcript is spliced from 2 exons. Bases 181 to 1347 code for a protein of 388 amino acids. Gene Ontology annotation, molecular function: protein binding.